Molecule: messenger RNA, 3714 nt
Organism: Portunus trituberculatus (swimming crab)
Lineage: Eukaryota; Metazoa; Arthropoda; Malacostraca; Decapoda; Portunidae
Gene: Sec15
Product: exocyst complex component 6B-like
Exons: 15
Coding region: 1080-3497 (805 amino acids)
Biological process (GO): exocytosis; Golgi to plasma membrane transport; intracellular protein transport
Cellular component (GO): exocyst; membrane
Source: RefSeq, a predicted model, not a curated record
AACAUAAACAUAUACAUACAUAUACGUAGGUACGUACAUAUACAAAGGAUCGACGUAUGAACAUUAUAUUUAUUUCUACAAGUUGUACAGAGACGUAAAAUGAGAAUAUUUGCCAUUAAAUUCCUGAUUGUAACAAACAUUAAUUUUCACUAACUGAACAAUUUUCAUGCACGUACUAGCGGCAACAGACGAUCCACCAUGCCUUGUGAACACUUAAAUAGUUAUAAUGAAAAGUUACAUUCAUUUUAUUUAGUUAGCUACGGAGAGAAGUGCCUAAGAAUACGAACAGACAGACUUCUUGGAAAGUAUCGAGAAGUGAGAACAAUAUAAACAAUAUAAACGAAGAAAGUUUGAAAUGGGGUUUUGUAGUGGUCUGCUACAUAUUUUUAACAUUGAUAAAUAUUGUGAAGACCAACAAGAAUGGUAAGAGAAACAACAAGUACAAAGACAAUAAUAAUAUCAUUAAACAGCUUUUACAUGUACGUAGAUCUCUAAGUAGAAUUAAUGUCGAAAGGCCAUUACUCCCUCGAGUAUCUAUACUCAACAAUUUGCUUAAUUAUCGUGCCAUUUUACUCCCUGCCGCAUAUUAUUAACAAUAUGAGAGUAAUACUUUAUUAUAGUGACAUUUUCUCAAAUAUAAAUUCCAAUCAUGCAAAAUCAAAUAACAUAAAGCUUGCCAUAAUUAAAAACUUAAUUUAAUUCACUUUAAUCCGAUCACAAACUUACCUGCUGACAGUGACAGUGCUCCCGGGUCCCAGUAUUUGAGUUCUCUAUAUACUUAUUUUGACAGUAAAACAGACAAUAGAAAAAUAAUAAUAUAUUUUUGGGAAUUCCGGCAUUCUGGAGAUAGGUGCGGUAUCUACUUAGGUAGUUAGGUGCCAUGAUCCUUAUUGAAUUAUAUUAAGAUUGCAGUGUGUUAAUAAAAGUGAUCAUUUGACCCCUAUGAAAUUUUAAACAAAAUAUUAUUGAUUUAAUCUUUAUUUGAAAUACUUGUAGUUUAUAAUGGAAAGUGCCCCCGAUGGAGGAUCACCUGUGUUGGCAACAGUGAUACCACCUGGAAUGAGAAAAGUAAGUUUGUUAUGGAGGUGACAGCAAGAGAAGAGCCCUCCGAAUUGUCUUCCAAGAGUCAGGAGGAUGUGGAGGAAGACCCUGUAGCUGUAAGACAUGAAUUACUACUCCGUGAAAUCGAAGCAAUUGAUGAAUAUUGGGGCCCAACGCUUAGGACAAUUUAUGAUGGCGACGAGCAUGGAAAGUUCAUGGAAAGGCUGGACACUAGGAUCCGGAAUCAUGAUCGAGACAUCGAACGCAUGUGCAACCACCACUACCAAGGCUUUAUUGAUUCCAUCAGGGAGCUGCUGCAAGUACGCUCACAGGCCCACAAGCUCAAGACAGAAGUUGUGAGAAUAGAUGAGGAGGCACAGGAAUCAGCUAAGCAACUACUUGCCAAAAGUGAGGAGAUGAUAAAGACUAGAAAAGUUCAGUCUAACAUUUCUGCAGCAGUGGAUGCACUCACCCUGUGUCUUCCAGUUCUCACCACCUACUCUAAACUUCAGAGUCAAAUGAAAGACAAGAGAUAUUACCCUGCAUUGAAAACUUUGGAACAGUUAGAACACACAUACUUGCCUCGUGUUGCCAGUUAUCGCUUUGCUCAACAAAUGCGUGAUAACAUUCCAAGAGUACGAGAAGACAUCAAGCAAGCAUCCAUGUCUGAUAUAAAGGAUUUCCUUGAAGCUAUUAGAUGGGUAUCAACACGAAUUGGGCAGGUGGCCAUGAAACGUGCUGCCCUUCAGUACAAUAUGGACCCAAAGGUGGCUGUGACCAGGAAUGAAAGACAUGGAACAUUACCUCCAAACCCAUUUACAGGAGAAACAUAUGAGGCUCAGGCUGAGGCCCAGAGUGAUGAGGAAGAAGAAUUGUGUGCUCAAGACCUGAUUGAUUUUACAUCUGUGUACAGGUGUCUCCACAUCUAUACAGUGCUUGGUGCAAGAGACCAAUUUGAGACAUACUACCGGGAGCAAAGAAGAGAACAAGCCAGAUUAGCUCUUCAGCCACCAACAAAUAUGCAUGAAAACUUAGAAGCCUAUCGGCAGUAUCUCUAUGGAGUAUUGGGCUUCUUUGUAAUAGAAGAUCAUGUGCUCAACAUUGGCAAUGGUCUUGUUACCAGAUCAUAUUUGGGUGAAGUCUGGGAAAUGGCAUCAGGCAAGGUUGUUAACAACAUUCGUAAUCAUUCAUCAUACUGCACUGACACCUACCUUAUGUUAAACAUCAAGAACCUCAUCAUGCUAUUUGCACAUACGCUUCAGAACUAUGGGUACACUGUGAAUCCAUUGCAUGAACUGCUGCUGGAGGUGAAGGAUCACUAUAAUGAAGUACUGAUGCAGAAGUGGGUCCAGGUAUUCAGGGAUAUAUUUGAGAAGGAUAACUACCACCCAGUGCAAGUUGAGACACCGGAGGAGUUCAGCCGCAUUACAGAAAUAUUCCCGUACCGUGACCGCAAUCUCGAACAGGCACAGUUUCCCAAGCGCUUCCCAUUCUCCAUGAUGGUUCCAAAAGUGUUCCAGGAGGUCAAGGUGUACAUUUCUGCUUGCCUUGAGUUUUCAGAGGACUUAAAUCUCAGUCAAACAGAAAAGGAAGAUAUGGUUCGAAAGUCCACCAACCUCCUGCUGACUCGAACGUUAAGUGGAUGUCUAGCAACAUUGAUCAAGCGACCUGGACUGCGGCUUCUUCAGCUCAUCCAGAUCACUAUCAACACUCUACAUUUGGAGCAUGCUAAUGUCCUAUUAGAACAUUAUGUAGCCAAGCUGACUGGAAGCAUUGAGGACAGCAGUAAGCCUGGCCUAGGAAGAUUGCAGGGGAAGGCCAUGUUCAAAGAUAUAAGAGGUGAAGCUGAAGAACAAAUUUAUAUUGCUUUGAGGCUGAAGAUUGAUGAAUUUUUGGAGCUAGCUUCGUACGACUGGAUGUUGGCAGAGCCUAAGGGAAUGUCAUCGUCGUAUGUUUUAGAUCUUAUAGCCUUCCUCACCUCUACAUUUACUGCCUUCACCAACUUGCCAGUGAGGGUGGCCCAGACUGCCUGUAUGUCUGCCUGCCAGUAUGUUGCCAAAUCCCUUAUGACAAUGUUACUCAGUGAAGAUGUCAAGCAGAUGUCUCUUGCAGCUCUGGAACAAGUUAACCUUGAUGUCAUUCAAUGUGAACAAUUUGCUGCCACUGAACCAGUUGAAGGAUUUGAAGAGGGUGCACUCCUUAUGUGCUUUGCUGAUCUCCGGCAGUUGUUAGACCUCUUCAUGACUGAAGACUGGUCAACAUAUCUUCAUGAUUAUGGAUCUGAAAAUUCAAAAUACCUCCGAGUCAGUCCUCAUAAUGCCAUAAUUGUCGUAGAAAAGUUGAGAGAAGGUGAGAAGCGAGGAAUGUUCUCCAUCCUUAAGAGAAGUGAUAAAAAGAAACUCUUGGAGACUGUUCUGAAGCAGCUGAAACAACUGACCCAACAACAUGCCUCUUGAGUGAACUCCAAUAUGCAUCCUUGCAUAAACAUUUUUAUUGAAUAAUUUUGCUUUCUUGGUCAUUUUCUUGAAUUUCAAAGUAGCAGCAUCCUGGGAAGAGGAGAAUUACUUGGAUUACUUUCAUGUAUUGCAUCGGUCAUAUUUAUUUUUCCAAAUUGUGUAUCGGUUUCCUUUGACAAAUAAUAUAUAAAUGAGUAAAUAUAUGUAUGCAUUUCUA